CAAGUCUGUAUGCAAUCUGACUCCCAGCUUGCUAAAACUUUCACAGCAACUGACGAUUUAAUUUUUCAUGUUCAUUAGACUCGAUCUCCAUAUUAACAUCACAAAAUUCAUACCAGGAGAUACCAUCGAGCACUGAAUGUCAACGCUUUCUGCCAGAUGUAAGUCUCUCAGACUGAAUUUACAUCUAAGCAGAUUUAUCAAUUAUUCUAAAGAAGAAUGCCAAAAACAAACCAAAGAAACGAGAUCGCUCAUGGAGGGGAAGCCGCCCUCCACGAAAGCGAAACACAAACAAAAAACCUCCAGCCAAACACAAAUAGUGGUAAUUUCGAAGGAUUGAGAUCGUUCGCUCAGGAUACCACACUUCACGGAGCCAGAUUUUUGUUCUCUGAGGGCUUUUUUAGAAGACUGGUUUGGUUGGGCAUGAUAUUGGCAUGCUUUGGCUUCUGUAUUCAUCAAGCCUAUAUUUGCUUAAAGGAAUAUUCCCUUUAUCCUUUCAACACGAAAAUGACAACAAACUUUGGUGCAGAUAACAGUCAGCUUCCCUUCCCUGCUGUCACUUUGUGCAACCUCAAUCCUUUCAACAUUCGAAGAUUCAGACGAUAUUUAGGAGGAAAUCUUAGUGAAGUGAUGAUCGAAAGGCGAAUUCAAGAUAUAUCUCUCCUGACGACGAGAUCAGAAGCUAUUUCUAAGGAAUACUUUAAAGAACGCUACAACGCGCUUUCUUAUCGCCCAAAAAUGGCUAACGAAACCAACCCUCACGCAAUGAAAUUUAGUCAUCAAAUUGAAGACAUGCUUUUACCAAAUGGUCACCUGCUUCAUUCCUGUUCCAUAAAUGGAAAGAAAUGCGACGCAAACAAUUUUACCAGCUUCCUCAAUCCACUUUUCACAAAAUGCUACACAUUCAAUUCAGCAAAAAAUGGCAAGCCUGUGCUAAAUGCUUCGCUUGCCGGCCUACAAACUGGUUUGAAGCUACGACUUAACAUCGAACGCGAGAGCUAUAUACCAAACUUGAUUUGGCCUUCUGUUGGGAUUAUCAUUCUUAUUCACGACCAAAACAGCUUUCCCAUCGUGGAGGAGUUUGGAAUUGCUGUUCCACCAGGGAUGUCUACGACUUGUGCCAUACGAAGGAGAAACAUUACAAAUCUGCCACAUCCGUAUGGCACUAACUGUAGAAAAGGAACCCUUGAAGCGUUCAACGGCGCCUCGCAGAUUGCUUACAGAAAACAGGCCUGUCUUGUAAAAUGUCGCAAUAAGUUCACAAUCAAAUCUUGCAACUGCACAUCAACAAAAUUCAAAGCUGAUCCUGCAGUUCCCUUAUGUGCGCCGAUAGAAGAAGCUCUUUGUGUUUACAAAUCUCUUGAGGAGUUUGGCAACUCAGAUGAAAAGAAGAAGUGUGAGAAAGAAUGUCCCGAGCCUUGCAAUCACAUUGAGUACAAGACUUCAUUCUCGUACAGUGGAUUACAGAGGGGUGCUCUGAUUCAACAUCUAAUGUCCUUCCUUAAUGGGACUGAGAAAUCAUCACUCGAACGAUCGAUUUACGAACCUCUGCUGAAUAUGACGGAAGCCGAGAGGGAGAAAUACAUAGAUGACAACAUUAUUGCAUUGGACAUCUACUUUGAAGACCUAAGUGUCGACAUCAUUUCGCAGACUCCGCUUUAUGAGACCUGGGCUUUGAUUGGAGACUUAGGAGGGACAUUCGGUCUGUUCUUGGGAAUGAGUUGUCUCACUCUCUUUGAGUUUGUGGAUUUCACGUUCAGGAAGUUCGUUCAUUUGGCUAAAGGCGACCGGGGUAAAAGAGCUGUCAAUGUCGAGUACUAAAUUGAACUGUACAACUCUGUGGAUUAUAGCCAAGAGAUGUUGUUACCGCUCUUACACAAAUUAAAGUGUAAAAAUUACGCAACCCA
Pocillopora damicornis (cauliflower coral) is the source of this 1904-nucleotide messenger RNA. Its product is annotated as acid-sensing ion channel 2. Gene Ontology annotation, cellular component: plasma membrane. The record is from RefSeq and is a predicted model, not a curated record. Gene Ontology annotation, molecular function: ligand-gated sodium channel activity. Gene Ontology annotation, biological process: sodium ion transmembrane transport. NCBI's taxonomy places the organism in Eukaryota, Metazoa, Cnidaria, Anthozoa, Scleractinia, Pocilloporidae.